This is a messenger RNA of Heteronotia binoei (common prickly gecko), 1057 nucleotides long. It is a transcript of the gene MYOZ1, whose product is annotated as myozenin 1. Gene Ontology annotation, molecular function: actin binding; telethonin binding; FATZ binding. The record is from RefSeq and is a predicted model, not a curated record. The coding region runs from base 102 to 1037 and encodes 311 amino acids. The transcript has 6 exons. NCBI's taxonomy places the organism in Eukaryota, Metazoa, Chordata, Lepidosauria, Squamata, Gekkonidae. Gene Ontology annotation, cellular component: Z disc; actin cytoskeleton.
AACGCCAGAGACCCCGCAGGAGGCCUUUGCUCUUGCUGCUGGAGGCUCCCCAGAGUGGUCGCUGCAGGUGUCUCGGAGCCAAAGAACCUCCCUCGCACAGCAUGCCUCUUGCAGGAACCCCGGCUCCCAACAAGAAGAGAAAGCCAACUAAGCUCAUUUUAGAACUAACCCAAGAAGUCAUGCCACAAGAAGGGUCCAAGCUGAACCUGGGGAAGAAGAUCAGCAUCCCCAGGGAUGUGAUGCUGGAAGAGCUCUCUCUCCUCACCAACAAGGGAUCCAAGAUGUUCAAACUUCGCCAGAUGAGGGUGGAGAAAUUCAUCUAUGAGAACAACCCAGAUUCCUUUGUGGACAAUUCUGUGGAUAAUUUCCAGAGAUUCAUCCCAUCUGUUGGCGGACAUUACGGAGCUGAUGCUCACAGUUACUCCCUCAGUGGGGGGAGGAUGGUGAGCGGCGUGACUGUGGGGCCCUAUGGCUCCAGCAAGCUGCAGUUCCCUCCCAACCCUCCUCCAAAGCCCGGGAGCAAAGGUGGAGCCGGAGGGGCUGGAGGGGCCGGAGGGGCUGGAGGCUGCCACCCCGAGGGGAUACCUGGCACAGGGGAAGGAGUAGACGGCGGAGGAAGCGAGACCGCAGGUGGGAAAGGUGAGAGCAAGGCUGGGGGUGGGAAACACAUCUCCAUUUUCAAGACUUACAUCUCUCCCUGGGAAAGAGCCCUGGGCAUCACCCCACAGGAAAAAAGCGAAUGCACGACUGACCUCCUGUCCUACGACUCCAAAGCAGCUCUCUGCCAUUACAAAUCUUUCAACAGGACGGCUAUUCCUUACGGGGGCUAUGAGAAGGCAGCCAAGCUGAUGACCUUCCAGAUGCCAGAGUUUGAUGCCGGACCCCCCGUCCCGGAGCCGGUGGUCGUAUAUAACCAAGAAGCCACCAACAGGCCAUCCUUCAACAGAACCCCUGUCCCUUGGCUGGCCUCAGGAGAACCUGCAGAAUACAACAUUGAGGUGACCGUGCCACUGGCAGGAGAAACGGAAGAGUUAUAAGGCCUCAUCCCACCACUCCG